UUAAUGCUUUAGAAAAUGAAAUUGGUAACGAAGGUGUUUUACAAAUAUUCUACAAUAUAUCGAAAAACAAACAAAUAAUACAAUAUGAUUUGCUUAAUAAGCUAAUUGAAAUUUUUAAUCCAAAUCGUAAUCAAUUCACUUUAAUUGGUGUCUUUGAAAAUGUAGCAAAGAAUAAUCAAACAUUAUUUGAUGAACUUUUAAAUAGAUUAGGAAUGGCUUUAAGUAGAGAAGAAAUUGAAGAUAAAGUGCUUUCAAUAUUUGUAUAUUUGGUACAAAAGAGUGAAAAGUUAUGGGAAAAUAUAAUUAAGAAAAAUUGAAUAGAAUUUUACUUGAAGAAGACAUUAUGUUGAAAGAAGAAUUUUUGAGCACACUAGGAUCGUUGAUUCAAACUCAGAAAACAGACAUUAAACUAUACAAAGAAAAAAUAGAGGAAAUAUUAAUAAAUGAGCUCAAUUCGGAUAAUACUAAUUUACAAAAGAUAUGCAUUAAUGUAUUAUUAGUUGAAUUUGUACAAGUUAAUUCAAGUCUAUUCAAUGAAGUAAUAACAAUUGGUACAAGUUUAUAUUGUGAUAAAACAAUAAAAAACGAAAUUCAUUAUUUCGAAAAUUAUUGAAUGAAAAAUAACGAAAUUAUUCAUUAUUUACAUUUAUGGAACAAGAUAAUAGUGAAGUGAUAAGAAUAUAUAAAGCAAAAAUUGAAUUGGCUAACUUAGAUUAUAGAUCGAAUCGUGAACUAUUGAAUAAAUUAAAUGUAUAUACGAGUCAUGAAGAUGAUUUAUUAGAACCAAAUUACAAUCAAUUAAAAUAUGUAAUUGAUCAAGAUUUUGAAUUAUAG
Molecule: messenger RNA, 834 nt
Organism: Didymodactylos carnosus
Lineage: Eukaryota; Metazoa; Rotifera; Eurotatoria; Philodinida; Philodinidae
Source: the annotation of a GenBank genome assembly